CUGCAUGCCGCUAACCCCAAAUAGCUUUGAUGGAUGGUGGGCAUAAAUAUUGUUCUCUGACAUUUACAAGUGUUUUUCCUAUGGUAUACUGACUGUAUUGCUUUUGGCACUUGUAAAUACUGCCCUAAAGCACAGACUUUUUGCUCGUAAAGACGUUUGUUAAAAAUGGGCUGAAGGUAUCUAAUCACAAGAGUGAAGUUCAUGAUAAAACCACAAAGAAUAUCAUUCAGGUUAAGAGACUAGCUACAUCAAAUUACAUUCAACCCUCUGCCAAUGAAGAUCAAUUGUCUUCCUCAAAGGCCAUUGAUAAUAGUGUGGGUCUUUAUUAAAGACACCCUUCUUUCUCCAGCCUCUUCUCUUCCCUCCCCUCAUUUGCUUUUGACAACAUAUGAGUGAGAGGAGUGGACUAGCUGGUUCUGACUGAGAGAUACUCUACACUGUCCUAAGUUUCUUUAAGUGUGUCCUCUGAGGAACAUUUAACAUUUCACUUGGCGUCUUGAUUUAUGCCUUAUAAAGACGCCGUUUAAUUAGAAUAACCGACAUUGGGAUUUUCGUCAUUGUCUCGUUGUUUGAAGUGUGGAUGAAGGCCGAUUUAUGGAACAUGCUAUCUCUGAAUACUCAGUUAAGGAUCUCCCAUUCUAAUAUGGAUCCCCUGAUGUCCUGGAUACAGUAGUUCAUCUAAAACACUCGUUGCAUUGGCCUCCUUAUUUCAUCGGAAGGUUACUCAUUUUGAGACUCUUGCUCUCCAGGACAAAUGGAUAUACCUGGUUCUACUUCCCUCUUCUCUUCCCCUUCACCUUCAUACACCUUUCCUUUUUUCACUAACCUUUCCUUUCCCUCAUCAUCACCCUCUCUCUCCCCAUCCCCAAGUGUAGCUUCCACUGCUCUCUUCUGCUUUUUCCUAUCCCUCCUUUCUCUGUUGGGUAUUCUGGGCAACUUGUACACCCUAGUACUUCUCCUUCGCCGCCGCAGAAUGUCAAGAAGGCGGCAUACUGCUCCUAUGUGUUGUUACAGUCUGUCCUGCCUCGGUUCUUCCUCCCCUUCUUUCUCUCCCUCUUUUUCUCCAUCUUCCUCUCCCACAUCUUCCUCCUCCUCUUCCUCUCUUCACCUGCAGGUUCUGAGUCUGGCUUUAGCAGAUUUGGUGUACCUGUCCACUGCCCCUUUCAUUGUGUAUGACAGUCUGGCAUCUGACUGGGCAUUUGGCGAACUUGGCUGUCGACUCCUACUCAGUCUGGACUUGUUAACAAUGCACGCAAGCAUCUUUACCCUCACCGCUAUGAGUCUGGAUCGGUAUCGAGCUGUGGCCGAUCCAUUGGCAACCACAUCCACACCAUCCUCUGGACUUUUAAGAGUCGCUUUGGCCUGGGGCUUUGCCAUCGCUCUCAGUUUGCCCAUGAUGAUUACUUUGCACCUUGAAGAUGGAGAGAACCAUGAAGGAAAGUUGUGUGUUCCUGCCUGGGAUGAGCAGAGUUCGAAAGCCUACCUCAGUAUCCUCUUCUGCACCAGUAUCCUAGGCCCAGGACUGGCAAUUGGAGCUUUGUAUGCAGCUUUGGGGAGACUGUACUGGGUAUCUCAAACUCAACCAGCUUGGGCUGGAGGGGGUAACGCCUACCCACCCCGUGCACCUCGCCCAAAAGUUCUGCUCCUUAUCCUGGGUAUUGUGCUGACAUUCUGGGCUUGUUUCCUUCCAUUUUGGAUCUGGCAGCUUCUACCGUUGUACCAGCCUGAGGUUCUUCGUGUGGUGCCGGUUGGGACACAGGUGACCAUAAAUCGCAUCCUCACAGGAUUGACUUAUGGAAACUCAUGUGUGAAUCCGUUCUUCUACACACUCCUGACAGGCAAGCGCAGAAGGACCAGCAGAAAGACAAUAAGCGCAGCUGCGCCACUUUGCCAAAAGGGCAGCUCUGAGCAAUAAUUAGAGUUGCCCACUUUUUUGUUUUGUCCACCAAAUUGUACAGCCUAUAAAACUUUCACGCAGCCACCAUUUUAUAAGCAAAAUCAAGGCUGAGGUGGGAAGAAACUAGGAAGUGUCACCUGAGUCACACAGGAACAUUGUGUACCUGGCUGUAUAUCUUAUCAGCAAUGAGAAUGUUACACAAAUUUAUAAUUUCACCACCUCCCGAGUGACCUGAAUGUCCGUUCUAAAUGGUUAGUAAAAAUAAAAAGGGAUAGCUGACCACAUUAUCAGCUCAUUUAAGGAAAAUAGCACUAGUUAGCUAACAUUUUCUUUCCCAAACAAACGUUUUAGAUACCAUUUAUCAAACUCAAGUUAAUGAACUGAUUCUUUUACUCUAUUAAACCUGUCACAAUACUGAAUUUCAGUACUGAAAUUAAUUCCCGCUAACAUUUAAGCACUGUUGAGUGCGUUCCUAAACACCGCGGGUUUGCCAUAUUCUCAAGUGCUCAACAGAAAUGAUUGUUAUUGGCCAUGAAGGUCAUCAGUUUACUGCACUUCACCACUGUUUACCGAGUGCAAACACAGACAAGCAAUCAGCUGAUCUUCGCUGCUUUAAAAUGAUCCAGUGUCUGUGUAUUUGUGUUUGCAUUCAGUGAAGAGUGGUGAACUGAUGAACUUCACGGCCAAUCACAGUCAUUUCUGUUAAGGACUGGUGAAUAUUAUGGCAAAUCCACAAUGUUUAAGAACGCACUCAGCGGCACUUAAAUGUUAGGGUCACAGUGUUCACCCGGUGCCUUGAGCUGAAGCCUAGGAGAACACUUAAGUUUAUUACUCUUAAAGAGAUUGUAAUUUUGUUUGAUGUCUAACAUGCUUUUAAUUGUUAAAAUUAAACUUAACUGAAUGCUAUUAAAGUGAUGUUUAUACCAUAUCUGCAUUUUGAAAUCAUCACAGCAUGUUGUUGCAAUGCUUACAGUGCUGAUCCUAUAUUUCAGUGUUUCUUCUCACCGCAGCCUCGCUUUCAUGUUUUAAAAAUGGCGGCCGAGUGAAUGAGCGUAUGACCAUGUCUGUGCAUAGUUAUUUUACUUAACAGAUUACUCAUUUUGGUGCUAAAGGGCUUAAGGAUUAUAGCUUUUUAAAUGUGCUGUGCAAAUAUAGCAAUACUCUCUAAUGCAGGCCAUUGAUGGUGUGUGUGUGUUAUGCUAC
Molecule: messenger RNA, 3100 nt
Organism: Danio rerio (zebrafish)
Lineage: Eukaryota; Metazoa; Chordata; Actinopteri; Cypriniformes; Danionidae
Source: RefSeq, a predicted model, not a curated record